CGGCACUCACUGGCAGUCUGUCGCAGGAAAUGGUCGCGAGACACGUUGAUCUUAACCCCAAAACUCUCAACCUCGACUUGAGCUUCAACUCAUAACCCGGCACCCGGAUUCCACGAUCGCGUCACCCUGGCGCGGAUAAAUCCGAGACAAAUGCAGACAGCGCCUGCCGUCAGCCUCUUCCGAUGACGACCGGCUGAUAAUUUCAUUGACAAGUGAAGUGCCAUUGGCGCAUCAACGAGUCUCAGGUCGUUCCGUCUUUUUUUUCUCUCUUUUUGGCCCGAGGGAUCGGAAGAAAGCGCCUCUUGGCAGGCAGCACUGGGCAAACGGCACAAGAUGGGAAACAUGUUCCUCACCAACGAGGAGCUGGUAAAAAAGGACGACGACCACAAACCAGCUAAGCUUCCCUCGAUCCGUCCGCGAUGGAGCGCCGCCACCGGAGCCCCGAGAAGCAAGUUCCUGAAACGGCUUGCGAUGGUCUUUGCGCUGGGCGUCUUCGUCUACCUGUUUAUCAGCAACCUCCCCACCGAUCUUCCCAUUCGAGAUCGACGCCACCCCGUAUAUCGUGGCCGGCCCGAAGCCGAUCAGCCUCAUGCGCCGGGGCCGGGGUCGGGACGGAGGCCGGGGGGGAUGCCGAAGCUGUACGACCAGAAGCCCCAGCGGCAGAGCCCUCCACCAUCGAACGCCCCUCCGACGGCGCCAGUGCCCCCCCAGACCCCUUAUAGCGGGCCUAUCAUUUACCUAAAGCUUCUACCUUCGCUUCAGGCGAUAUACACCACCUCGGGCACCUCCACGGUGAAUAAAAACGUCCUGUUUGCUGCCGCCAAUCUGAAGAGUGCCGCCCUUCUGUUGCCGAUGGCCUGCCAGAUGGGGGAUGAGCUGAGGAAUUAUGUGCACUUUGCCCUCCUUGGCGGGAGUGGGAUUGACAUGGAACAGUUGCGCGCUGUCAAUGGCAUUGACGAGUCUUGCAAGGUUAUUUUCCAUGAUGCUCGCCCGGAUUUCGCCCAAGCGUCGGCUCCCGAGCGUCUCAGACAAAGCUCGGCUCGUGCGCUCCGCCACAUCAACAUGUAUAUGCACCCGCAGGCCGUGGUCAUUGAUGGUUCUGGUGUGGAGGAAGACUAUUUCCUAGCCGGCGUUAGGAAACAGGCGCCAGUUUUGGGCAUGCCUCUGAUUGAACUGCCUAAAAACGCACAUUCACGGCUGGCUUGGAUAACGAAGCUAGAUGCCUCGUCGUUGGCAGCCUGGGAUAAAACCAGCAUUGACAUCGUGAUCCAUGCGCCCUCCGCAAGUUCAGGGGGUCUUAUCCAUCUGCUCAAGUCAUUGUCAGAAGCCGACUUCUCGGCGGGCUCGGCACCUCAUUUGACUAUCGAACUGCCGCACGACGUGGACCCCGGCACGGUUGAAUUUCUGAAGACGUUUCAGUGGCCACCAGGCCGCUCCCGUCUCCCAUCCCACCCCCGCCAGCUCACGCUUAGACACCGCAUACCGCGCAGUAGGCUAACCGAGGAGGAGAGUUCGGUGCGUUUUCUCGAGUCGUUCUGGCCGAGCAACCCGAAAUACUCGCACGUACUUGUCCUCUCGCCUCAGGCCCAACUGUCACCUCGGUUUUUCCACUACUUGAAAUAUUCCGUGCUACACUAUCUGUACUCAGGAGCCGCCCUUACGCAGGAAUGGGACUCUCGGUUACUUGGUAUCAGCCUUGACCUUCCCUCUACUCAACUGGAUGGCUCGCAGCCGUUUGCGCCUCCUUCUGGAAAGGGGGCAACCCCCUUCUUAUGGCAAGCACCAGACAGCAACGCGGCGCUGUUCACGGGGCAAAAAUGGAUCGAGUUACACGGACUUGUUUCCCACCUGGUUGAAUACGAGCACAAAACUCAGCCGCCGCCCGCUUUCUUCGCCAGCAAACUCAUCAAUAAGAGGUACCCUUCAUGGCUGGAACACGCCCUGAAGCUCUCCCGUGCCCGCGGGUACUGGACGCUCUACCCCAGCGAGGUGACAGCGAGGAAUUUGGCCACUGUCCACAGCGAGCUCUACAGGGCCCCCGAGGAAUACGAGAGAGAGCUUGGAAAGGAAACGCUUGAGGAUACUGAACUGCCCGUCCCCGGGGACACGCUUUUCGAGAGCCUUCCAAGCGGCGGGCUAUUGCCGUUCGACGAGAUGGCGCUUCUGCUCUGGGAUGGGAGCGAUACAACACUGUCGGACUUGGAUGCGGCCGCGGCGAGCUACACGGACGAGUUUCGACGCGUGGUUGGGGGUUGCCAAGCAUUGGCACCUGAAGACCUCCUAGCGAAGAAGUCUAUGAAGGACUUGUUCUGUAUGAAGGAUGAUUAAACGAAUUGGCACGCUCUAGGUUACGGGGGCGAUCAUUGGAGGUCGGAUACUGUACAAGCUUUUGUAUCGAGGUGUGACCGUCGCACUGGAGCGACAUGU
Molecule: messenger RNA, 2427 nt
Organism: Chaetomium fimeti
Lineage: Eukaryota; Fungi; Ascomycota; Sordariomycetes; Sordariales; Chaetomiaceae
Exons: 5
Coding region: 334-2328 (664 amino acids)
Source: RefSeq, a predicted model, not a curated record